AUGUCACAUGUAAGCAUCGUCCUAACCUCUAUUUCAACCCAUUCAAGACGUGGCAAGUUCGAGCAUUCAGGAGACGUUGAAGAAGCUCGUAAUAUCGUUACAACUUGCAUAUAUUACCGCCUAAACAAGUCUUAUGGGUACCGAGUUGGAGCAUUCGACUCAGGAACGCCCAGACAGAAAGUAUUCCUGCGCACUAUUGGAGAUCCAGUAGGAGGAGAGCACAUAUUUCGAGUAGCUGCUCUCGAUCCAUACAUUAAAGGAAUGCGGAAUGCCGAUGAGGCUUCCGUUGCAUGUCUUGAACUCGCUAAAGAAGGGGAGCGCUUUUGUCGCGAAGGGAAUUUUACCGAAGCCAUUCCAAAAUUUUUGAAAGCCAUAAGUUUGGGGACAAACAGCUUACCUACCCUAUCCGCAAUUUAUUGUCAACUGGGAAAUGCGUACUUUUCUACGAACGAUAUGGAUAAUGCUUACGCUUAUCACGCUUAUGACGCCGUCGUUGCAAGAUUAAUGAACGAUAGAUUGGGAGAAGCUAAGGCGUAUGGGAAUAUGGGGAAUGUGAUGAAACAAAAACAAAAAUUCAACGAUGCAUUACAUAUAACUAAAAAACAACUUUCUAUAGCGACAGAGUUAGACGAUAAGCCAUGCUUGUCCCGAUCGUACUACAACCUAGGAACAAUUCAUCACGCAAGAGCAAAACUCGAUGUUAAAAAAUCAAAAGAGGAAUCUCACCCUCCUAGGGAAGAAAAUCGGUACAUCGAGAAUGAAGAUUUACGCACCGCUAUGGAGUACUACAUGAAAAGUUUGAAACUUGCUCAAUCGCUGAAUGACCACGUAAAUGUCGGACGACUUUUCGGAUGCAUUGGUAAUAUACUGUAUUUGUUACGCGAUUACCGAGGAGCCAUUGAUUGCCAUGAAAAGCGUUUGAUGAUUGCAUGUCAAUUCGGCGAUCACACCGCAAAGUAUAGAGCUUUCAUUAAUUUGGGAAACGCUCAUGUUCUGCUCUCUGAAAUCACUAAAGGAAUUGAAUGCUACACAUCGGCUCUUAAUCUAGCAAUGGAGAAAGGAGAUCGUGGCCGAGAAGCCCAGUGCUGCUUCUAUAUUGGAAGUGCUUCAUCCUUGCUACGUCAAUAUUCAUCAGCUGCAAAUUACCAUAUUCGACAUCUAUCGCUUGCUCGGUCUAUGGGUGAUUCUGCAGGUCAAGCUCGUGGUUUUACGUCUUUGGCCACCGUUUACUCCAAUUUAGAACAAUAUCCAAAAGCUGCAUACUUCCUCGCAUGUAACAGGGCUCUCGCUGAACAGAUCUGUGACGAAAUCAUGUUAAAACAUUCGGAGGAAGCUUUACUAAAACUCUUCAUGGAAAAUAAAAGCGAAUUUGUCGUCGACAACGGUUUGGUCCAAUUCGACAGCGCGGCUGAUCCGGAUCCUAUCACUCAUUACUGCCGCAUAAUUGAGGAUCCCCAGCCAAGGGUUGAAUUCUGUGAUCAAAGAAGCUCCGGAUUUUCGUCAAAUACGUUCCCGUUAACACCAACUAUCUGUGUUCAGAACCCUAGUGUGAGGUCGGUCGGAGUUGAGGCAAGAGCGUCGCGACAAUGCAAUGAUCAACAAGAGGACUUUUUCGAAUUCCUCUCAAGGAUGCAAUCAGCACGCCUCGAUGAACAACGGUGCGACGUCACGGCACUGAAAGUAAAUCCGCUUUGCCUUGGAAGAAGGCAAACAGAUUGUUUCACAACGACAUCUGAUGAGAAACCAAAGUCCCUUAUCCACCGGAUUCGCAGCAAAGUGGCACAUCCUAUUCGACGUCUUUUUCAUAGAACCUCUAGCGACACAAUGACUCAUGGGGGAAUGGAAAAUAAACGUAGCAAAGGAUUCAGGAUCCCCUUCACAGCCAAGAGACUCUUUGCAGUGGAAGAUCCAAGGGCUGGCGGCGACCAGCCUACCACCAUGACCAACAAACACUUUGAAGAAAUGAUCUGCAGAACAGUAUUUAAUAGCACUGAACAAGAUUUAAUCCUCGAGCAAAAUGAGCAAUUUCUUGAAACCGCAGUUGAAUGGAUCGCUGAGGAGAAUUCCGAACUGGAAUAUAACACCGCUUUGGAAAGCCUCAGCUCUUCGAUAUCAAAAACUCAGUCGACCAAUGACAGUGAAAGUUUUCCUUCCUUAAGUUAUCUUUUCUCUAGUUUCUAG
Messenger RNA from Necator americanus (New World hookworm), 2181 nucleotides. RefSeq lists its product as uncharacterized. Gene Ontology annotation, biological process: establishment of mitotic spindle orientation. Gene Ontology annotation, cellular component: cell cortex. The record is from RefSeq and is a predicted model, not a curated record. Gene Ontology annotation, molecular function: G-protein alpha-subunit binding; GDP-dissociation inhibitor activity. Bases 1 to 2181 code for a protein of 726 amino acids. The transcript has 15 exons. Lineage: Eukaryota; Metazoa; Nematoda; Chromadorea; Rhabditida; Ancylostomatidae.